This is a messenger RNA of Scophthalmus maximus (turbot), 2310 nucleotides long. It is a transcript of the gene csad, whose product is annotated as cysteine sulfinic acid decarboxylase. Gene Ontology annotation, molecular function: sulfinoalanine decarboxylase activity; pyridoxal phosphate binding. The transcript has 14 exons. NCBI's taxonomy places the organism in Eukaryota, Metazoa, Chordata, Actinopteri, Pleuronectiformes, Scophthalmidae. The coding region runs from base 458 to 2002 and encodes 514 amino acids. Gene Ontology annotation, biological process: carboxylic acid metabolic process. Gene Ontology annotation, cellular component: cytoplasm. The record is from RefSeq and is a predicted model, not a curated record.
AGGUUUGAAACUGGUUGAGAUCCAUUAAAAACAUAUAAUGAAAUGGACAUGAAUUGAUAAAGACAACAACUUUCUUUUGACACCCAUGCUUUGUGGUAGCAGUCAUUUGGAUUGUAAUCUGUGCUGUUUGUCACAGUGAUAAAUUGAGCAACUUUAAUCCAAUUUGUUUAAAUUUGAUCUCCAAAGGUCAAGGUCAAUGCAUGGGAUCAACAUUUUGCCUUAUUCUAAUGCAUGGAAACACAUUGAAAGAACUGCAAUUCAGUUACAGAUUUUAUCAAUAAAUGUUUACACGUCGAUUUGAACCACGUCGAUUUGAACCAAGUUACUCCAGGCUUCCUAACGCGUUGUGCGUGAUCCGGUUGCAACUAGACCACACGGAAGUACAUGAAUAGAUGCGCCACCGAUUGCGAUCCUGCGGGGGAACCAGGAACACACUGUGGACUCAAGUGUGAAUGCAAUGAGUUGUCAGUCCUCAUACAACAACUGCGUGGGCGGAAAAACAACAACCGCAGCAGAGAAGCAGACCAGUCACCGGGACCUGAAUGAGCCUCUUAUCGACCACAUCGAGGGCCAACUCUUCUUGAACGAAACCUUCAAAAUUAUUGUGGAGGAGGUGCUCCGAAAGGGCACAGAUGUUAAGGAGAAGGUUUGUGAGUGGAAGGAGCCGGAGGAGCUCGCUCUGCUGCUGGAUCUGGAGCUGAGAGCGACAGGGGAGCCGCAGCACAGUCUCCUUCAGAGAGUAAAAGAUGUCGCCAAGUACAGCGUCAAGACAAGUCACCCACGCUUUUAUAACCAGCAGUUUGCCGGAGUGGACUAUCAUUCCUUGGCUGGACGAUUUCUCACUGAGGCACUCAACACUAACCUUUUCACCUAUGAGGUGGCCCCUGCGUUUGUGCUGAUGGAGUCUGAGGUUCUGAGAGGGCUGCGUCAGAUGGUGGGCUGGACAGAGGGUGAUGGUAUUUUCUGCCCCGGGGGGUCAACCUCGAACAUUUAUGCCAUGAACCUCGCACGCUACCGAUUCUUCCCAGAGGUCAAAAGCCAGGGGCUUUGGGGUCUCCCAAGACUGACCAUCUUUACAUCUCCAGAGAGCCAUUACUCCGUGAAGAAAGGGGCUGCAUUUCUGGGUUUGGGUACCGACAAUGUUAUUUUGGUGAAAGUGGAUGAUGGAGGGCAUAUGAUUCCAAGGGACCUGGACGAGAAGAUAAUGCUGGCAAAAUCUCAAGGUGCAGUGCCGUUUCUUGUCAGCUGCACAGCAGGGACGACGGUUCAGGGUGCCUUUGACCCACUGGACCUCAUCGCUGGUGUCUGUGAGAAACACAAGCUCUGGAUGCACAUAGACGCUGCCUGGGGAGGGAGUGUGCUCUUUUCAAAGCAACACAGACAACUGAUGAAAGGUGCCGACAGAGCUGAUUCAGUGGCCUGGAAUCCACACAAGAUGCUGGUGGCUGGUUUGCAGUGCUCCGUCCUGCUGCUGAGGGACACAACGAAUUUGUUGAAGCAGUGCCACAGCGCCAACGCCACAUACCUCUUCCAGCAAGACAAAUUCUAUGAUGUCAAUCUGGACAUUGGGGAUAAGUCAAUGCAGUGCAGCCGCAAGGUGGACUGUCUGAAGUUGUGGUUGAUGUGGAAAGCUGUUGGCUCUGAUGGCUUGGCAGAGCGUGUAGACAGAGCUUUUAUCCAUGUCAGGUAUCUGGUGGAGCAGAUGAAGAAAAGAGAAGGGUUCCAUCUCUUGAGUGAGCCAGAGUUCGUGAAUGUAUGUUUCUGGUACAUACCGCCCAGUCUGAGGGGGAAGGAAGGAAAUGCAGAUUAUCAGGAGAGGCUGGCAAAAGUUGCUCCAAUCAUCAAGGAACGCAUGGUGAAACAAGGCACGAUGAUGGUCGGCUACCAACCUCUGGGAAACAGAGUCAACUUUUUCCGUGUGAUUGUGUUCUCGCCCCUUGUUUCCCAGAAAGACAUGGACUUCUUUCUUGAUGAAAUCGAAAGACUGGGAAACGAUUUGUGACCGAAAUCACAAUUUAUCAGAUUCAAACCCUUUUCUGAGCCUGAAAUUGUAAUGUCACAAAAAAUGUUUGUUUUUUUAAAAACAAAGUCGCUGUAGUAUGUGAUUGAUGUGAUUUGCUCAUUUCAAGCAGUCACCAUGAAAGAUAAAGAAGGCUAUGAGGUUUGAAAAACCAUAGACCAAAAUAUUAACCAUGAAUGAAUGAAUAUAAUUAAGACAUUGUCAUAAUCCUUGAUGACACAUGACGGUGGCCUUCAUUUUAAAGUUGUUUUGAAACUUUUCCCAUGAAUUAAACAACUGUUCUGAAAUUG